GCCCCCCGAGGCCGCGGGCUACUCCCACCAGCUGCUGCUGCUGCUACUGCAGUGAGCGCCGCCCCGCGCCCCGCCAUUGUCCCCGCCGCUCCGCCUGUCGCGCCGGGCCGCGGACCGGGAGGCGGGGGAGGCGCAUGGGUGGGCGCCGCUGAUGCCGCCGCCGCCGCGCCGCCCUCCGAGGCUGCGUCCCGGGAAGCCCGGACCUCCGCGCUCCUCGGCCCGGCCCCGCGCCGCGGACUGGAGCGCGACCCCAUGGAGGCGCCCGGGCUGGCCAAGGCGGCCAAGGCGGCCGCGACCGACCCCGAGCCUCAGGAGAGCCGCGGGGAGACCCCCGACGGGGCGCCCGCGCUCUGCCCCAGCCCCGAGGCGCCCUCGCCCGAGCCGCCAGCCUACCGCCUGCAGGACUUCGACACGCUGGCCACCGUGGGCACUGGGACGUUUGGACGGGUGCAGCUGGUCAAGGACAAGACGGCCAAGCAUUUCUUUGCUCUGAAGGUCAUGAGCAUCCCCGACGUCAUCCGCCUAAAGCAGGAGCAACAUGUACACAACGAGAAGUCGGUGCUGAAGGAAGUCAGCCACCCCUUCCUGGUCAAGCUGUUCUGGACGUGCCACGACGACCGCUUCCUCUACAUGCUCAUGGAGUUCGUGCCUGGCGGCGAACUCUUCAGCUACCUGCGCAACCGGGGCCGCUUCUCCAGCAGCACGGGGCUCUUCUACUCCGCGGAGAUCGUCUGCGCCAUCGAGUACCUGCACUCCCGGGAGAUCGUCUACAGGGACCUGAAGCCUGAGAACAUCCUGCUGGACCGCGAGGGGCACAUCAAGCUCACCGACUUCGGCUUCGCCAAGAAGCUGGUUGACAAGACGUGGACCCUUUGUGGAACGCCUGAGUAUCUGGCCCCUGAAGUCAUCCAGAGCAAAGGCCAUGGGAGAGCUGUGGACUGGUGGGCGCUCGGCAUCCUGAUCUUUGAGAUGCACUCGGGGUUCCCUCCAUUUUUCGAUGACAACCCGUUUGGCAUUUAUCAAAAAAUCCUUGCAGGCAAAAUAGAUUUCCCCAGACAUUUGGAUUUCAGUGUAAAAGACCUCAUUAGGAAAUUGCUGGUCGUUGACAGAACCCGACGCCUUGGAAACAUGAAGAACGGAGCGGAUGAUGUAAAGCGACACCGGUGGUUUCGAACUGUGGAUUGGGAGGCGGUCCCACAAAGGAAACUGAAGCCCCCCAUCGUGCCGAAGCUAUGUGGCGAGGGUGAUACCUCGAACUUCGAAGCGUACCCUGAGAAUGACUGGAACACGGCUCCUCCAGUGUCGCCGAAAGAUUUGGAAGUCUUCAAGAAUUUCUGAGGACGGGAAUUCUCCUCUGGAAGGAUGAUUUAAACCUGCUGGGAACAAAGAGCUGCACAUCCGCUGUGAAGAAGGGUCGUGUCCACGGGAUAAGGACAUUUCCAUAUUCUAGAAGUCCGGAUGUACAUAAAGAGACUGCAUAUCCGUACAAAGUCAUGGACCUGGCAUUAUUUAAGCAACUGGAAAUUAAGCAUCAUUAAGCAACUGGAAAUCUACUGCACAGUAGGACCUUUCAGAAAAUUGUUUGGUUGUAGAUUUUUAUCUUAUCUCUUCGUGUGAUGAACCUACUGUGAUGUCUUGGUUUUCCUCGUAGACUUAACUUUAUGAGUUUGAACUGAACGUGUUUGGUUAUAACCACAGAAGGCGCGUGCGCGCGUGUGCGUGUGUGUGCUGUGUGUGUGUGUGUGUGUGUGUGUGUGUGUGUGUGAGAAAAGACCGUGGGACUGGUGCACAGGAAUUGCACCAUUAUGUUCAUCUUUAUACUUCGCAGAGCCUGCGAUUUUGUAGCUUGUGAGGAAACCUGUUCUGGUGGUCCAUGUCCCGCAUCUUUCGUGCUUCCUGUCUGGUGACCUUAGGUCUUAAAACCAGAAGGGAAGACAAGGAUGUGUCCGUUUGAGUUUGAGUCUGAGAAUACCAGUGGCCAUUAAUGUUGUUCAAGGCAGGGAAUGCCGUCCAGAAAUUUCCUGCAUCACAUCUGGAAAUUCUGUAGUCCAUUGUGGUGGUGAUGGGAGGAGUGGCAGGUGUCUACCUAAUAAUAUCCCAUUUGAGCUCUGUGUCCAGCCAAAUGCAGAGCUAACAAGUGACUUUCCACGUUGGCUCAGUUGCACGGGUGACUUUCAUGCAAGCAUGUUUUUAUUUUAACUUCCAUUGUGGGAAGAGUAAGAUGCAAAUGAGCUAUAGGGUGUCAGUGUUCCAUGUAGUAGAAAUUAAUCCCUCUUGGUUCUUCUGUUUGGGUGCGUCCAGCACACUCUUGUCUCGUAGGCAGGGCGGGCUUGUACAGACUUAUUAGUGGGUGAGAUUUUGUCUUUUCCUCUCUCGACCUGAUUGUGAAGAUACAAUGAAGAGAGCACCCUGCCCAUGCUUUCCCCUUGGGAUUGACUUAAUGCAGGGUGGGUGCAGAGUAGGCUCCAGUGGGAAUGUUGCUAGAUGUGGGUCUUUCCAGAAAACGAGGCAUGCAAAGAGGUCCUGGGGGUCUGUGCUGUCUGUGAUGCAUUGCCUUGUCUCUCUACUGGCCGUGACUCAGCUGGACAAACAGAGUUGCUCAUAUCUGUGUUGUGUCUGGUCUUAGGGCUCAGCCAUGACCUUCUGCAGGGAUGUCUGUGCACUUAACUAGUAGGUGCCAGAGCCUUUGUGACCACAGAGGGAAACCCACAUAGAGCUCCAAGACCCUGUCUCUACCCUUCCUUUCUUCCCAUGGUUGGCCCAGAAAAGUCCACCUCCUUGGGCACUGGGUCUGGGAGCAGCACUGCCCUGGGAGAUGUGUUGCUGAAAUGGGUGCGGGGAGGAGUCAAACCUGGGCACCCUCUCAAGGCUUCUCCAGCUCAUGUGUUCUCAAGUCACCUUAUGGAUUCUUGGCUGUCGUAGACAUUAUUAUUCUCCAGUGCCGUGCUUGGAAAGACCUUUUCUGUCCAUGUAACCUUUUGUACCUCUCCUCUGUGACCACGUAUGUGGACGUGGAGAGCCGCCGUGUGGGAAAGUCAUACAUUUCUUUGAGCAGCAAAAUGUCAAAGGCCACGUAGUCGCCUACCCAAUUUGGCCAGAUCCCACUCACAAGUCAGAAGGCUGGGGUUCUGUGUGCUGCAAGGUGGAUUGGAGAACAUGUGCACCCACCCAAGAUUUAAAAGACCCUGAACUCAAAGCCACGCCGCAUUUCCCCCUUUCUCAUACAUCACCUGCUCUUCAAAUACAAAUCCAGUGAGUAAGGUCAGGACGACUGCAACAUUUAGUAAAAUAAACCGUAUGUAAUGAGUAACUCAAAGGAAAAUUAUUUUUAAAGGGCGAGCUGUAUGGAUAUUCCAACAGAACAGUGUUUUUAGUCUGGACUGAGCAAUCCCUGUGCUGGUUUGCAUUAAGUAGGGGGCCAGAAUGGGCAUCACUUUCAGCACAAAAUGUCUCGUCACGGGCUGUUACCAGUCUGACGUUGACAGUUAACUGCCUCAUCAUUGACUGUUACAAGCCUAAAUCGGCAAAGGGAUGGUGCACUGAGAUACAAACCCACGUGGGGAAAGCAAAGAUCUCACGUCCCCUGACUUAUAAAAAUAAAUUAUUAUUAUUUUGGAGCCCUGUGCUUAAGAAAAUAAAAAUAAAUGAAACACCUCUCUUGAAGGUGAUAAAGCAUUGUAUUAGACACUUUGGCCCGUAUGCAUAUUUUCAGGUUUAGUUCUCACUGUCCCGGAUUUAAUAUAGGAUAUGAAAAUAGCUUCAAGAAGGCAUGAAAUAAGAUGCCUUAAUAUUGGACAGAUAUGCACACACAUACACACACACAUGCACACACACCAACAUUAAUGCACGGAUCACAUGGUUCUUUAAAAACAUUGUCAUCGGCCGUGAGCCAUGCAAAACAAAUUAAAAACUAAAAGGAAUUCCAAGAAUACCAGAUGGUGUUAAACUCAGUCUUGCCAUUGCAAUAUUGAAGGUGGCACACGCCAUGUGUUAACGGCCCGUGGCUGGACUGUUAAAUUAAGCAGGGUGACGUAAUGCAAAGACUGAUUUAAUCCAAAUAAGUCCCAAACACAUGGGACACUCAUGAUAUAUCAUUGGAAAGUAGUCUACUCGGUGGGGGCACUCUGAAAAUUUCAGGUAUCUGAUCGGAUAUCUGUGUGCAAAAGUCACCAGAAGAAAUGUCAUGGAACUACUCGCAAAAAUUCGCAUCAGGAAAAAAAAAAAAAAAAAAAAAAAAAAGAUAGACUCCUUUUCGUUCUAUGCAAUUUUAUGAGUUGGCAAUAUUUUCUUAAAUACAGAUACCAUUAAAAAGAAAUUCCUCAGGAAACGCGUGUUUUGCAAAGAAAUGUGUUGGGGCGGUUGCUGUUUUCCUAAGGGGAUUGUCACCAGCCUGCUUAAACACACAACUGUAAAGCUCAGAAGGAAAUUGAGUCACAGCUGGCCAUACAGCAUAUCCUACAUCGGGGCCAGCCAACUUGAAUUUCUUGCAGAACACAUGUGAGAACCUUGCUUGGCGUAAAUGUAUCUGCUGUGGCGAUGGGCGCUUUGUGAUUUCUGCUGUUGACGUGAUGAUGGGUCAAAAGAAAGCCCGGCAAGAAGACCUGUGUGCCCAGCUCAUGUCCUUCUGAUGGCUUCACACUCCUCGUCCCAUCCCUGCCCACCCACCUGUCCAUCUGGUACAGGGCACUGUUUCAUUCUGUGCUCUCUGCCUAAGAACUCCCUUGGUACCAACGACAGAAACACCAGUACCACUAGACAGUCCUGUGACGUGCGAUGCGUUUGCCAUUUCUUUGUAUGACUUCAGCUGCCUCUAGAUUUUGGACCACUUUAACUGUGAAAAUGUGGCUCUGUGCCAUCAACUAAAAAGACCCCAGUGCCCCCCACUCUCGAGGCACCGAGAGCUGCCCACCCCCGGGGAGGGCUUCAGGCUGCAUCAAAUCCCAUGACCACAUCAAAAUUCUCGUUCUAGCCAUUUGGUUAUUGUAGUGUAGGAAAAAAUACUUGGUUGGAUUUUUCCCCCUAACCAAUAGAUUUUAUAUCCCAAAAUGAAUACAUUCACAGAAGCCCCGGAGGGCUCCCAUAGUGGAGACUGAGAAGAUGAUGCCUAAGUUGUUCUCUUUCUGGAGGCCCAUCCACCGAGACUAUGGGUUUUAUCUGCGUUGGGCAAGUCCUGUGUACCUGUACUGUGUGUCCCUAUGUCUUAUGGAGGUGAGAAGGCCUUCUCUUCACUUCACCUUCAGUGGACGAUGUCCACUUACCAAAAACAAGAAGAUAAGCACAUGAACUGUUGUGUUAAUAAUGUAUUUGGGUAGUUUGGGGUGUGUGUGUGUGUGUGUGUGUGUGUAUGUUUUGGUGGCGAUGGAUGUGGGAGACGUGUUUUCUCCAAGCAUCACGUUUCCCUAUCAAGUUGACUUUGCAGACCCCGUGGGCUUAACGGUCCUUCGUAGUAACAGGGAAACGCUCUGUCAUGCUUUCCUAUAAAUUAUUGUGUUGUAAUGCAUUCUGUUGUGCUUUCCUUGGCUUUUCCCUGGCGGAAACCUGUCUUAAUUUAAAAGUCAUUAUGUGUUUGUUAGCAGAUGGGAUUUCAAGCCUUUUGACACUCAGGGCAUCUUGUCCUCUGAGAUGGGUCUUCAGCUCUGCAGAACGGUCAUAGCUUCCUUCUUCCUUGUGCCGUGCUAUGGGCAGCCUGGCUGGGGUGUCCCGGGUUGGCUGUGGGAUGCCGCAGACACGAGACGGAGUGCCUUUGCAGGUGCGGUGAGCCCCCGGCGAGCCAGCACUGGGAUCCCUGUGGGGUCGUCCCAGCUUCUCAUGUGAAAAAAAAAAAAAAAAAAAA
This is a messenger RNA of Enhydra lutris kenyoni (northern sea otter), 5833 nucleotides long. It is a transcript of the gene PRKX, whose product is annotated as protein kinase, X-linked. Gene Ontology annotation, biological process: protein phosphorylation. Lineage: Eukaryota; Metazoa; Chordata; Mammalia; Carnivora; Mustelidae. The transcript has 9 exons. The record is from RefSeq and is a predicted model, not a curated record. Bases 253 to 1338 code for a protein of 361 amino acids. Gene Ontology annotation, molecular function: protein serine/threonine kinase activity; ATP binding.